Scylla paramamosain (green mud crab) is the source of this 1782-nucleotide messenger RNA. RefSeq names its product dystrophin-like. Lineage: Eukaryota; Metazoa; Arthropoda; Malacostraca; Decapoda; Portunidae. Gene Ontology annotation, biological process: muscle cell development; actin cytoskeleton organization. The transcript is spliced from 12 exons. The record is from RefSeq and is a predicted model, not a curated record. Gene Ontology annotation, cellular component: Z disc; cortical actin cytoskeleton; cell projection. The coding region runs from base 1 to 1782 and encodes 593 amino acids. Gene Ontology annotation, molecular function: actin filament binding.
AUGAGAGUGCACCACCUCAACAACGUAAGCCGGGCACUUGCGGUCCUCGAGGAAAACAACGUGAAGCUUGUUAACAUCUCCAACGAGCACAUCGUAGACGGUUCGGCCAAACUGACCCUCGGCCUCGUCUGGGCUAUCAUCUUGCACUGGCAGGUCCAGGGAGUGUUGAGGGAUGUGAUGGCCGACCUGCAGCAAACUGGCUUAGAGAAGACCCUGCUGGCUUGGUGCAGGCAGACCACUAAGGGAUACCAAGGAGUGGACAUCCAGAACUUCACCACCAGCUGGGCGGAUGGACUUGCCCUGAAUGCCCUGAUCCACUCCCACCGCCCCCAAGUGUUUGAGUGGACUGUGGUGGCUCGUAAACACCCCUUGGCACGUCUUGACACGGCUUUCAGGGUAGCUCAGGAACACUUGGGCAUUGAAAGGCUGCUUGAUCCUGAAGCCCUGCCCCAUGACUCCUUCACUGUGGAGGCCCUGCAGGGAGGCGGGGGGGCUACUGCUCUUUCCCCAGAGGGGCUUGGCGCAGGGGCUGAUGGGAAGGGCCGACCGCUGUCUACAGUAAGCAUAGGGCUGAGUGGCUACCAGAGGACCCUGGAGGAGGUGCUGACGUGGUUGCUGGGUGCUGAGGACAGGCUGGCUGCAAUGCCUCCCAUCGCUGAUUCUACCGAUGCCGUUAAGGAGCAAUUUCACGAUCUGGAGGAGCUGAUGCUGGACCUGACAGCGAGGCAGGGCGGCAUCGGGGACGUGCUGGGUGAGGGCUCCAGACUGCUGCGGGAGGGAGUCAUGGAGGACGAGGAGGAGGAGGAGGUGCGGGUGCAGAUGAAGCUCCUGAACACUCGCUGGGAGGAGCUUCGUGUCAGAGCAAUGGAGAGACAGGCCAAACUCCACGACACACUGAUGAUCCUGCAGGAGAGGCAGCUGGAGGCCCUGAAGAGGUGGCUGACAGACACCGAAGACAGGAUUGCCAAUAUGAGCCAGGUCGGCCCCACCACCGCAGCACUCCACCAGCAGGUCUCCGCCCACCAGAAGCUGCAGCAGGAUUUAGAAGCGGAGCAGAACAAUAUAAAUUCCUUAUCCAACAUGGUGGUGGUGGUGGAUGAGGCUAAUUCAGACUCAGUUUAUUCAUCACUGGAAGACGAACUGAACGCUCUCGGGGAACGUUGGGCUCAUAUCUGCAGGUGGACUGAGUCUCGCUGGUCGACUCUGCAGACCCUCACCCUGCACUGGCCGCGGUUCGAGGAGGAGCUGGGGAGCCUGAAGGAGUGGCUGGAGGGGAAGGAGAGGGACCUGAGGAAGUUUGAGAGCGAACCAGCCAGUGAAGAGACUGAGGUUCUUCGUCAUGCCUCGUAUAUACAGGUGCUGGAGGCGGAGAUGGACCUGCAACAGCGGCGGUUUGACGGACUGCAGGACCUGAGCGGUAAAAUUCUCAUUCAUAUACCGGAGGACAGUACCGCGCAUGAGACUGUACCGUCCCAGCUUGAGGACAUCCAGGACCGUCUCGACCUCCUCACCAGCAUUGUGGACGCCCAGACUUCAAGGGUCUCCACCAGCUCCACCAAACGACAGAAGCUGGAAGGUGGCAGUCAGGAGGACUUUACUGUGGCCCUGACCAAGCUGGGGGAGUGGAUGGGGGGAGUGGAGGGCAAGGUGGAAGAGGGGGAGGUGGACCAGCUGCCCCUUCACCAGCUCUCCCUCCUCCACGGCCAGCUGCAGGUGGAGAAUGCUUUUAAAACACCAAAACCUAUUUUUUUCUUAUUUUUUCUAUUGUUAUGGAUCUUCUAA